UGUCCCCCCCUCUCACUGCACGUCACAGCUGAUGUGCCCUCUUCCUCCAGCCCAUUCCUCUCCUUCCAGUCAUUAUAUUCUUCCUUCCCUGUUCCUUCAGUCGCCCUGCAUCCCCUCACCUUCACAGAUCUCCCUCACAUCCAUGUCCCCCAAAACAUAGAUGAUGUGACUCCCCUUCCCACCACCAUCAUCCUCCUGCUUUUACUGGUCCUCCCCUUUGCAGUGCUCAGAACAGUCCAGCGAUGAAUCCUCUAUUAACUCCCAAUCUCCUCCUUGUCUCGUCGGAUUCCCCUUUGCAGCCGGGGGACAGCCCCCCAUCGCCUCCGCAGUCCUCGUUACUUCUAGGGGCCCCCUACGCUCAGGGUGGGGGGGCCUCAGCUUUGCGCAAUGACUUUGGUUCCAACAUCAGCGUCUUGAAGACCCUCAACUUGAGAUUCCGCUGCUUCUUGGCCAAGGUGCAUGAGCUGGAACGUAGGAACCGCUCUCUGGAGAGGGCGUUGGAAAGAGCCCAAGGAGCGGGGCCCAUCACCAGGGACCAGGCUGUCCAGACCGGCUUUGUGGGGCCCAUUUUACCGCCGCCUCUUCUGGGUCUGACUCGUCCAACUCCAACUCCUCCUCAAUCAUGGGUGUAUGGGCCACGGAGGCUGGUGACCAGGUCCGACGUGGGGUCGGUCAGUGGUGGAUGCGGAGCUUAUUGGGGUCACGCAGAUGGGGUUGGAGUUCAGAUCGAUACCAUCACCCCUGAGAUCAGAGCUCUGUACAAUGUUUUGGGGAAGGUCAAGAGGGAGCGAGAUGCCUACAAGCAGAGAUGGGAGGAGGAGUACACGGCUCGCGUUCAGCUGCAGCAGAGGGUGGCCGAGCUGGAUGAGGAGGCGCAGGAUUCAGCACUUUACCAGGAAGAGCUGGCAAUGAAGGUCAAGCAGCUCAAAGCCGAACUUGUUGUCUUCAAGGGGUUAAUGAGCAAUAACUUGACAGACCUAGAUACCAAGAUCCAGGAGAAGGCCAUGCGGGUAGAUAUGGACAUCUGCCGACGCAUCGAUAUCACUGCCAAGCUGUGCGACGUGGCUCAGCAGCGUAGCUGCGAGGACAUGAUCAACAUGCUGCAGGUUGGAAUGAAAUCCCAAGACGUCUCUGCAAAGACCGUCCACCUCUCUCCUAUGAAAGUUUUGGGAAGAAGAAAAGAGAGGAAACCCGCAACCGACGAUGAGACAUCUGUGUGCGAGAGCGAGAGUGCAAGAGGAGGAGAGGAAGAUGAAAGUACUGCUCUGAGUAUCAACGAGGAGAUGCAGAAGAUGCUGAACCAGCUACGUGACUAUGAUUUUGAGGAUGACUGUGACAGCCUUGCUUGGGAAGAGACGGAUGAAACGUUGUUAUUAUGGGAGGACUUCUCCGGAUACGCCAUGUCUGCUGUCGACAACCAAGGAGAGACCCAGGACGACAGCUUAGAAGAGGUCAUAAAAGACACAGAGUCUCUCUUCAAGAACCGGGAGAAGGAAUACCAGGAAACCAUAGACCAGAUAGAGCUGGAAUUGGCGACGGCUAAGAACGACAUGACGCGGCACCUUCAUGAAUAUAUGGAAAUGUGCAGCAUGAAGAGAGGACUGGAUGUACAGAUGGAGACGUGCCGGAGGUUAAUCACCCAGUCAGAGUCAGAGGAGAGGUCUCCACCCCCUAGUAGUGAAUCCGCCUGUAAUGAAGACCCUGAAGACUCAGAUCGGGACCCUGCAUCUUCAGACAGCUCGGCCAGAUGAUGAAUGUCCUGCCUGUGAUCCCACACCUGCCACCACUGCCUUGGAGAAAUGUGACUCUGGAUGUAUAUAAGUCUCCUGACUAGUAAAGACGCUUGGCACAUAGGGGGGGGGGGGCAAUCCUACAAAAUGCUAGUAAGACUCCUGGUGCAUAAAGGGUGCAAUAAGGGUUAUACCCCAUGUUUGGGGGUGCCACGCUGCCAGGUCUAUACAUAGAUGUGAUGCUUUAUCCAAUGCUGGUUGAGUAUAGCUGCUAUACUGUCUCUAUGGGUGUGAGCACUAGGCAUGCAUUUUCUAUAGUCUACUGGGAAUCGUAUGGGUGUUGCAAGGCAAUGAUCGAUGAUUAUGACUCGCCAUCAAAGGCAAUCUGUAUAUAAUAGACUGAGGAUGGGUACAUAUAGACGUGCAAUGCCCACUGAGCCUACAUAUAGAGUAACUUUUCUAUAGAAGCCAUAGGGUCAACCCCGUGAACAUCUCAAGCGUAUAUGCUGUGAUCAGGGGGGGAACCUGGCAGAGUGUACAAAUGUAAUGUACAUGAACAGGGGUGCACCUAGCCUUUCUGCUGCCUGAGGCGAAAACUAAAACGGCGCCCAACCCCUACUGUUUAAGGCAUACUGUGAUACAGUUGAAUAUACAGAGAUAUUCCCACAGCUUUGCCACUGCCCCCACUUGUCUCUAUGUCUUGCCGCCUUAGGCAAUCGCCUCACCUGGCCUCAUUGGUGGUGCACCCCUGUACAUGAAGCGUGUGCCUAUAUAUUGUCUAUAUAUAUAUAUGGUCACAGAGCUCUCUGUAUAAAUGAUGUACAUAUACAGAUCUAUAUCUUAAGAAAGUCUUGAUGGAUCACUAUUUUCCC
Messenger RNA from Bufo bufo (common toad), 2602 nucleotides. It is a transcript of the gene IFFO1, whose product is annotated as intermediate filament family orphan 1. The transcript has 9 exons. Lineage: Eukaryota; Metazoa; Chordata; Amphibia; Anura; Bufonidae. The record is from RefSeq and is a predicted model, not a curated record. The coding region runs from base 243 to 1751 and encodes 502 amino acids.